Molecule: messenger RNA, 1359 nt
Organism: Stomoxys calcitrans (stable fly)
Lineage: Eukaryota; Metazoa; Arthropoda; Insecta; Diptera; Muscidae
Product: tetraspanin-7
Exons: 5
Coding region: 221-1147 (308 amino acids)
Cellular component (GO): membrane
Source: RefSeq, a predicted model, not a curated record
CAAAAAAAAAAAAAUGUGGCAAUAAGUCACUUGGCAGUGUUAAUUGGAAAAAAAGCUUUGUUCCCCUUUAGUAUUUGUGUAACUUGGCUGGUAAAGAGUUAAUAAAAAAUCUACACAAGGAUCGAUCGAAGGAAACCUCUUACAAAGUACUGCACUUCCGCUGUUAAUUUCGCUUCAGGACACCUAAAGACCGUGCUAAUAACAGCGAACGAGUAACAAAAUGGCAUCCACCAGGGAUCUUCAAUUGAAUUCUGGCAUGCGUUGUGCCAAAUACAUGCUGCUGAUUGUUAGCUUUAUGUUUGCUAUCACCGCCAUUCUCUUGGUAAUGGUUGGCUCAACCAUUCAGGCCAUCUUUGGUGAUUUCCGUCAAUUUGUCGAUGACCAUUUCCUUUCUCCUCCCGCACUUUUGAUAGCCAUUGGUUUUAUACUGCUCUUUGUAGCCACAUUGGGCGCCUAUGGCGCAAUCAAGGAAAGUGUAAUGCUUAUCAAUUUGUAUGGCGUCUGCUUGUUUAUGGUAUUCAUUUUGGAAAUAUCCGCUUCCAUUGCGGCAUUCGUUAUGCAAGGACAAGUACGUGAAAUGUUGAUACGCACCAUGAAUGAUUCUUUGGCCAAUUAUGAAACAAAUGAUUACAUCAAGACCGGCGUUGACUACAUGCAGCAAGGCCUAGAGUGUUGUGGUGUAAAUGGUCCCAAUGAUUGGCUCGGCUAUUAUCCUCAGACCAAUACCACCUCCGAGAGUAAUGGCAUUGUCGAAAUUGAUGUGCCCAGUUCUUGCUGUGGCCUCUUCAAUAUCUACGAUUUCAAUCAAUGUGACAGACAAUUCGAAAGUGGUUGUUUGGGACGCAUGGACUUUAUUAUAUCCCAGAGUACAAUGUUGAUUGCCACCGGUGCCACCACGGUGGCCUUUGUGCAGCUUUUGGGUGCUUUGUGCGCCUUCAUGUUGGCCAAGACCUUGAGACGUAACAAAUCCUUGCGUGAGGCCCGCCGCUGGCAAUUGCAACAAAGCCUGGGUGUCCUUAUCUCGGGUGGAAAAAUGGCUCCGCCCAUGAAUUCGCCCAUGACUGGCUACACACAAUUGGAGAAAUCGGAGAAAUUUUUGGAACACGAUCCCAUUGUCUACACUCCCAGCAGUCCCAGUGUGAAUUAAACGAACGAUCGCUUCAAGCCGAUUUUCAUAAACAUUUAAACCUCACACACAGAGGGCCAUACUUAUAUAAUUUGAUUAAUUAACUAUCUAAUAGUUGUAUUAGCUAAAAAAACAAAAACAUGUGUAACAACAUUUUUAUUUCUUUCAAAAUUUUAUCUUAAUUAUUAAAAAAAAAAAAAAAUAGAAAAGUAACUGCUUUAGGUCACAUUUAA